AUGGAAAUGAGAGCGCGGACUCCAAAAAGUAUAAAAGGAAACAAAGAUUAUGAACAUAUAACUUCUUCACAAUAUUAUGGAAGUAAAAAAAAAACAAUUUCGUCGAAAAAAGUAAAUAAAAAUUGUGAUAAAAAAAAAACAAAGAUUAAUAAAAAAAAAAACAUUCAAAAUGAUAUAGAAAUUAGGAACAAUUUUGUGUAUAAUGAUCAAGUAGUAAAUAAAAAUAUCCCCAAUAAAAUUAAAAUAAAAAAAAAAAUAGAUAAAAAAAUACACAAUGAAUUAUUAGAAAAUAUUUUAGUUGAAAAUAGCGAAAAUAACAAAAGUUAUGAUGAUGUUAUAAGAAAUUCAUGCAACAAUUUUCAAACAAUCGAUAAUCAUAUUUCAUCAAUACCAAGACAUUUAAAUCAUAGUAAAAGUGGUGAGCAAAAUAAUUCUCUAAAUAAUCAGGAUUAUAAAAGAGGGCGCAGAAAAACAAAACAACAUAAAGAUAAUUUUUUUUGUUAUUAUGAUGAAAUAGAAAAUGAAGAAAGGGAAAUAUCAAGCGAAAAAUAUGGAUCGGACCAAGGGAAAAAAAAUAAAAUGAAUAAAUCAUUUAUACUUCGAAAAAACGAAAAAAAAAUCAAACAAAACCAUGAUUCUAUAAGUAACAAAUUUAAUGAUUUUAUAAAAAAAGAAAAUGAUAUAUAUGAUUAUAAUUUAGACUUAUUUGAUUUUUUGAGCAAUUUUAAAACAAAUGAAGACAAUACGGAAAACUUAAAUAAGUUGGUACUUUUUAUACUCCAAGAAAUUGAUGGAAAAAAAGUUUUAGCCAAUAAUAAUAUUCAAGUUGGAAAUAAAAAUAACUACAUUUCUGAAGGCGAAUAUGAUAGAAUGAAAGCAAAUAAAAUAAAUAAAUAUUUUUUUAACAUAAAGGAAAAUAUUGAUAUAGAACAUAUAAUAAACCACGAUAGAAAAGAUAUAAGAAAUGUGUUUUUUUUUGAAAAUAUUAAUAUAAAUUAUAACGAUAAAAAUGUGAUUAUUUCCCCAUUUAAAAGUUCUUUGGUCAUUGACAAUAAUGCAACUGAUAUUUUUUCACAAAAAAAAAAAAAAAAAACAGCAAAUGAAAAAAAAAAUAGUAUUAAUAAAAAAGAUCAAAGUAUUAAUGAUAUGGAUAUACAAAAUAAUCCAUUCAAAAUUAUAAAAAUAAGAAUAUCAAAAUAUGAAAAUUUGCCUAUGUAUAUAAAUAUUAAUGAGAAUAAUGUCAAAAUAAAUUUUGAGAUAAUAUGUUUUUUAUACUUUCUAUUGAUUUGUAAUUGUUUGUCUAGGAACAAUACACGCAACCACGAAUUUGAUACUCAUAAUAGUUCCUUCGAUUUAAUUGAUAUAUUUUCUAAUAUUGAUGAAAAUUCGGCAUGUUAUUUUAGUGGCGAAAAAAAUAUAUUUUUAAGUUUGUGUUCCCCCGUGAUUUACCUAGACUUUACUAUUAACAUUAAUUUAGUAAAUUUUUUUGAAAAAUUUUUACAAAAUUGUAAUAUUGUAAAUAACAAUGAAUUGAGUACAUAUCAUCAAUAUAAAUUACCACUUAAUAUUUGCCAAGGAGAAAAAAACAAAAUAGAAAAUUUACAAGAACUAAUAAACAUGUUUUUAUUAAAAUGCAGGAAUAUAUUUAAUGGGUGUUUAUUGGCUAUUAGUAUAUGUAGUUAUUUAAACACUUCUAUAUUUUCAAGGGAAUUUAAUAAAAGUAGAAAUUUUUUAUUUAUUUAUUUUGUUUCACAAUUUAUGAAUUCUAGUUAUUUGUUUGAUAUAAUUGAGGUUGGAAAUGUUUGUAAAAAAGCAGAGUGGAUAAAAUUGAAUACUACCUUAGAAGGAAUAUCAAAAAAUACAGUUUAUGAUUCUAAUAUUUCACAAGAAGAUGAAUAUACCUAUCUAUUGAUAUGUCUAGUAGGAUAUGAAAUAAUAAUAUAUGGAAUUUCUAAAUACGAUUAUUUUAUACAGUUAUACUAUUCUAUUAAGGAUCAAAAUAACAUUCAUACAGAUGAUGAUAAUAAUAAUAAUAAAAAAUAUAUAGAAAACAAACUUAUGCAAACAAAAUUUAAAAAGCUAUUUUCAUACAAAAAUGAUGAUAUAGUAAAUGAUUUUUCAUAUUCUAUAUAUAUAAAAAAUAAUCAAAGAUAUAUAAAAUUAGCUAUUUGUUGUAACAAUAUGAAGAUAAAAAUAAUAAAUAUAUUUUUAAAAAAAAAUAAAAAUGAAUAUGAAAUUAACAAUUUUAUACAAAAAACGGAAACAACAAAUAUGAAGUUUGACAAUUGUAAUUCCAGUUUGCCAUAUUUGUUUCCAUUUAAAAAUAUUGGUAAUUUUGAAUUAAAAAAAAAAAAAUCAUUUUCCAAUUCUUCUAAUGAAAGUAAAACAACAUAUGAACGUAAUAACAACAAAUUGGAAAAUACAAUGUCUUAUUUUAAUAAUGAAUAUACAGAAAAAAGUGUUAAAUAUAACAUUACUAAAUAUUCUUAUUAUAAUGUUUAUACUAUGGAGGAUAUAUUACAUAUUAAACAUGGAAUAAUAACACUAUGCUCAUUUUAUCCAUGUAUAAAUUCAUUUAUUUUAUGUAUAAGUAUAAAAGAAGGAGAUGUUAUAGUUAUAGAUAUACGAAAUAAUAGUGAACUUUUUUAUUUUAAAAGAAAAACAGAAACAAUAUCACAUUUAAAGUGGAAUAACAAUAGUUGUAUAUCUUUUGGACAAGAUAAAGGAUGCAUAAUAUAUUUAUUUGAAAAUAAAUAUUUUUUAAAUAUUGAUAAAAUAUGGAAUAAUAUUAUUGAAACGAUAUGUACACAUAAUUGUAUAAUUAGUGAUAAUUAUUUUUUUACAUUUGAUGAUGGUACUAUAAUAAAAGGAAAAAUAAAAAUAAAUCCAAAUAAAAUAAAACAUCAUGAAAUAAUUUCAUGGAAUAUAAUAUCAAAUUUUUCUAUGGAUCCACAAAUUAUUUUAAACAUUUCAUCAACUAAAAGUAAUAAAAUUAGCACCCCUUCUUUAACAUUAUUAUAUGAAUAUUUAUGUGGAUUGCAACAUAUUUUAAAAACUGGAAUUAAAAUAACAAAAUCGGAAAAUUAUGAUCCCUCUAUGAAUCGAAAAGUUGUUGCAUUGGUUCCAAAAACAAUUUCCUUUUCAUAUACUGACAAUGGCUAUAUGAUAGCAUAUGGAAACACAUGUGGAUUAAUUCAUAUUUUUUUUGGAAAAACUGAUACACCACCAGUUAUUUAG
Plasmodium berghei ANKA is the source of this 3237-nucleotide messenger RNA. RefSeq names its product conserved Plasmodium protein, unknown function. The transcript has 2 exons. Gene Ontology annotation, molecular function: protein binding. Lineage: Eukaryota; Apicomplexa; Aconoidasida; Haemosporida; Plasmodiidae. The record is from RefSeq and is a predicted model, not a curated record. Bases 1 to 3237 code for a protein of 1078 amino acids.